Zonotrichia albicollis (white-throated sparrow) is the source of this 1167-nucleotide messenger RNA. NCBI's taxonomy places the organism in Eukaryota, Metazoa, Chordata, Aves, Passeriformes, Passerellidae. The record is from RefSeq and is a predicted model, not a curated record.
AUGGAGGCUAUGGAGGAGAAGGAAGGAGGUUCAGGCAGGGAGGUACUUGGAGGAGGCCUUGGCAUAGGGGCUGGAGUUCUCCGAGGCAUUGAGGAGGUCCAUGUGGACACCAACUUGCUGAGGCCAAUACGGCUCCAGGUGGACCCCGAGUUCCAGCGAGUGCGCUCGGAUGAGAGGGAGCAGAUCAAAGCUCUGAACAACAAAUUUGCUUCAUUCAUUGAGAAGGUUCAAUGUCUGGAGCGGCAGAAUCAAGCACUCUUGGCCAAGUGGGAACUUCUGCAGCAGCAAAGCUCUGGCCCUGAGGAGAGCAGGAACAUCAACAGCUUCUUCCAGGCCUACAUCACCAACCUGCAGCGGCAGCUCGAGACGCUCCAGAGCCAGAAGGAGCAGCUGGAUCCUGAGGCCUACAACAUGCUCCAGCUUGUUGAGGAUUAUAAAAACAGAUUCGAGGAUGAGAUCAACAAACGCACAUCCAAGGAGGAGGAGUUUGUGGAGCUUAAAAAGGAACUGGAUAGUGCCUACAUGGGAAAAAUGGAGUUUGAUGUCCGAGCGGAUAUCCUGAGGCAGGAGCUGGAGUUCCUCCGGUGUUUAUAUGAAGCUGAGCUGUCCCAGCUGCAAACGGUUGCUGGGAACGUUGAUGUUGUUCUGUCCAUGGACAACCACAGGGACUUGAACAUGGAUGGGAUCAUCGAGGAGGUCAGGCGGGAAUACGAGGGGAUAGCCCACAGGAGCACAGCUGAAGUGGAUGCCAUGUACCGGGGCAGGUACCAGGACCUGCAGAACAUGUGGGUGAGUCAACAAGAGCAGCUGAGGAACAGUCACCAGGAAAUCCAGGAACUUGCCAGACACAUCCAAAGACUCCAACCAGAAAUUGAAAUUGCAAGGAAAAGGAAUUCCAGCCUUCGGGACUCCAUUAAAGAUGCUGAGCACCGUGGGAGCUCAGCCGUCAGGGAUGGCCAGGAAAAGCUAGAGGAGCUGGAAAAUGCCCUCCAACAGGCCAAGGAUGACCUUUCUCAGCUUGUCCGUGAUUACCAGGAGCUCCUGAAUGUGAAGCUGGGCCUGGACAUUGAGAUCGCCAUGUAUCGCUCACUCCUCGAGGAGGAGGAGAACAGGUGGGGGCAAAAUCCAUCCUGGGAUCCAGGAAGGAUCACCAGCCACGAUAUGUGA